GUUCUUUAAAGAACUUGAAGACAGACAUCAGAACAACAUCUUUAUUGAUGAUAUUAGUGAUAUAGUUGAAAAGCAUACUUCUUCAACAUUUGAUCCGUAUGUAAAAUACUGCACUAAUGAAGUCUAUCAGCAGCGAACACUACAGAAAUUACUAGCCACAAAUCCAGCAUUUAAAGAGGUGUUAUCACGGAUUGAGUCCCAUGAAGAUUGCCGGAAUUUACCAAUGAUCUCUUUCCUAAUUCUUCCCAUGCAGAGAGUCACUCGUCUUCCCUUACUGAUGGAUACAAUUUGUCAGAAAACUCCUAAGGAUUCACCAAAAUAUGAGAACUGCAAGCAAGCUCUAAAAGAAGUGAGCAAGCUGGUGCGUUUAUGCAACGAAGGUGCUCGAAAAAUGGAAAGGACAGAAAUGAUGUACACAAUCAACUCCCAACUGGAAUUUAAAAUCAAGCCAUUUCCAUUGGUUUCCUCUUCACGGUGGUUAGUGAAAAGGGGUGAAUUAACAGCAUAUGUAGAAGACACUGGACUUUUUUCUAAAAGAACUUCUAAACAGCAGGUGUACUUCUUCCUCUUUAAUGAUGUCCUCAUUAUCACCAAGAAGAAGAGUGAAGAGAGUUACAGUGUCACAGAUUACUCUUUAAGGGACCAGCUGGUGGUACAACAGUGUGACAGCGAGGACCUGACUUCCUCUCCUGUAAAGAACACCUCAACCAUGCUCUACUCGCGGCAGAGUGCUGCCGCUCACCUCUUCAGGCUAGCGGUCCUCAGUAACCAUGCAGGAGAGAAGGUGGAGAUGCUCCUGGGAACAGAGACUCCAGUGCCCAAGCGGGCAGUCUGUGGGGUGUCUGAUCAGCAGCGACCAAAGGGGCCGUACUGCACAAACGAUGCUCUUGUUGUGGACUGUGCUGGUACCUGCUUGGUCACACUGAAGCUCUCGCUGCGACACUCACGGCUGCUGGGGUUGCACUGUCGCAUG
Balearica regulorum gibbericeps (East African grey crowned-crane) is the source of this 973-nucleotide messenger RNA. NCBI's taxonomy places the organism in Eukaryota, Metazoa, Chordata, Aves, Gruiformes, Gruidae. The record is from RefSeq and is a predicted model, not a curated record.